AUGGUGAACGGAGGAACUCUACCUUAUGAAUAUAGAAAGAGUGGUCCUGCAGUUGACAUUGCAAUAGAAAAUAUUAAAGCUCUGUAUUCAGAGGUAUUCAAUGUGAAUUAUAUCUACAUGGAUGCUGGUUUGAGAUGUUCAGAAAAUGGAUUUGGUGCCAUUGCAGCAGAUGUUUAUUACAACGACAAUAUUGAUGUGUUUAUUGGCCCAGGUUGUAGUUUUGGAGUUGACGUCAUUGGUAGACUUGCAGCAUCCUGGAAUCUACCAGUCAUUACACCAGUUGGAACAAAUGCUGUUCUGGAAGAUAAAAAUAACUUUCCAACACUAACACGGCUUUCCUAUAAUAUGAAUACAAUCUCAAAAAUGUACUUGAGUAUAUUCAGUAGAUAUAAUUGGACAGACGUCACAAUUAUAACUGACGUUACAAAGUCAUUUUUUAGAAUUGUUAAAGACAGUUUAAUGGAAGCUUUCCAAUUUGCUGGGAUCAAUGUAGAACGAAUGUUAUUUAAUACUUCAAAAACCUAUGACAUUGGAUACCAUCUAAAACAGGCAAGGCUUAGAUCAAGAGUAAUUGUAGUGAGUUGUAGUGGAGACACUUUCCGAGAAUUUAUGUUAAUAGCCCACCAACUAGGAAUGACCACUGGAGAAUAUGUUUUCAUCAUCAUAAGUUUAUUUGAGGGUGAUACUUAUUUAGGAGAUUUUGGAUGGAAGAGAAAUGACUCUCACGACAAGUUAGCAGCAGCUGCAUUUGACUCUGUGCUAAUGGUAAGACUGAGAUAUCCAACUACUGCUACUUUCGUGGAAUUCGAAAAAGACGUAACGUUAAGAGCAUCAACACAUUACAACUAUACAUUUAAGGUUGUCAACCCAUUCAUUACUUCGAUGUACGAAGCAUUCAUGAUAUAUGCAUCAGUUGCAAAUGAAACUAUUUCUGAAGGAGGAAGUUUGCGUGAUGGAAGGACGAUAACACAUAAACUUUGGAAUCGAGAAUUUGUAGGGUUAGAUGGAACCAUUAAGAUAAAUAGCAACGGUGAUAGAAAAGCAGACUUUUCCUUGUUGGACUUAGAUGGUACAUCCAUGGAAUAUAAAGUAUGUUGA
Molecule: messenger RNA, 1098 nt
Organism: Mytilus trossulus (common blue mussel)
Lineage: Eukaryota; Metazoa; Mollusca; Bivalvia; Mytilida; Mytilidae
Product: atrial natriuretic peptide receptor 3-like
Exons: 6
Coding region: 1-1098 (365 amino acids)
Biological process (GO): signal transduction
Cellular component (GO): membrane
Molecular function (GO): signaling receptor activity; peptide hormone binding
Source: RefSeq, a predicted model, not a curated record